Salarias fasciatus (jewelled blenny) is the source of this 1308-nucleotide messenger RNA. It is a transcript of the gene klf7b, whose product is annotated as Kruppel like factor 7b. The transcript is spliced from 4 exons. The record is from RefSeq and is a predicted model, not a curated record. Gene Ontology annotation, biological process: regulation of transcription by RNA polymerase II. Gene Ontology annotation, molecular function: RNA polymerase II cis-regulatory region sequence-specific DNA binding; DNA-binding transcription factor activity, RNA polymerase II-specific. NCBI's taxonomy places the organism in Eukaryota, Metazoa, Chordata, Actinopteri, Blenniiformes, Blenniidae. The coding region runs from base 319 to 1239 and encodes 306 amino acids.
CCUGGCAACCUGGCAGCGCGCACGGAGCCCGACUGGCAAUCUGGCAAUGCGGAAAUAGAUCUGGCAGCCCACAUCCCGGACUGAGGAGAGGCUGGAGCGCGGAGCAGGGAGGAGAGAUCAGCCUCACUUUCUGCAGCUUCUGUCCCUUUUCUAAGUGCUCAGGUGCGCUUUCUGCGCCGGCGGGGUUUUUUCUCCUCCACGAUUGUUUUUUAUUUUUUAUGUUAUCCGUCAAAUCUGAGGAGAAGAAGAAAGAAUCAGUGCGUAUUUAUCUUUUGGAUUCCGGACUUCUUUACUCACUUCUUUUUUUUCGCAUCAAGCAUGGAUGUGUUGGCGAAUUACAGUAUUUUCCAGGAACUCCAACUCGUUCAUGACACUGGUUAUUUCUCCGCGAUGCCUUCCCUGGAGGAGAACUGGCAGCAGACGUGUCUAGAGCUGGAGCGGUACCUUCAGACGGAGCCCAAGCGCCUCUCAGAGCUCUUCGACGAGGAGCUGGACUGCCUCCUAACGCCGGCCUUCAUGCAGGGCGCCGACAGCGACGAGGACCUGAUGGACCCGCUCCUCCCCAGCCUGCCCGACCAGCCCAGCCCGCCGCCGCUGCUGGUCGCCCUCCCCAAGGUCCAGGCCAAAGUCCUCCAGGUGCCCAGUCCCGUCAAGAGCCAGGCGGGCGAAACGCUCACGGCCAAGGAGCCGGUCCCGGGGGGGGUCAGCGCCGCUCAGCUCAGCGCCGCCGUCACGUCCCUAACGCCGCCGUCGUCGCCCGAGCUGGGCCGGCACCUGGUCAAGCCCACGCAGACUCUCACCGCCACGGCGGACGGCACGUUAACGCUCAAACUGGUGGCCAAGAAGGUGGGGCUGGGGGCGGCCAAGCUGGUGGCGGCGCGGGCGCUACCGUCCCCGCCGGGCCGGGGCGGAGCCCUGAGCGACAGCGAGCAGGGGGGCGGGGGGAGCCUGGGGGGGGACGUCCCGGAGAACAAGAAGAGGGUCCACCGGUGUCAGUUCAACGGCUGCAGGAAGGUUUACACCAAGAGCUCCCAUCUGAAGGCCCACCAGAGGACCCACACAGGUGAGAAACCCUACAAGUGCUCAUGGGAAGGCUGCGAGUGGCGCUUCGCCCGCAGCGACGAGUUGACGCGGCACUACCGCAAACACACCGGAGCCAAGCCAUUCAAGUGCAACCACUGCGACAGGUGCUUCUCGCGGUCGGACCACCUGGCUCUGCACAUGAAGAGGCACAUCUGAAGGGAGGGAGGAGGAGGAGCGGGAGGGGAGGAGCCAGAAUGGAAGGACGAAGAGGAGGAGGAGGAGGAG